This is a messenger RNA of Penicillium taxi, 243 nucleotides long. RefSeq lists its product as uncharacterized. NCBI's taxonomy places the organism in Eukaryota, Fungi, Ascomycota, Eurotiomycetes, Eurotiales, Aspergillaceae. The transcript has a single exon. Bases 1 to 243 code for a protein of 80 amino acids. The record is from RefSeq and is a predicted model, not a curated record.
AUGCCCAUCCCCACCGCAGACCACUAUGACAAAGAGCAAUCCCAAAAUACUAGCUCAGCCGACCACGUCUCUCAUAACGCUUCCUCACAAGACUCCAGCGACCGCACCUUUACUGGGUCUGGUGACAGCGCGCUUGGGUCCUCAUCUUCACAAACUGAUCGCCCCUUGAGUGAGGAGGAGGCCGAUCGACUGUAUGAGGAACGCAUAGAGGAGGAGUAUGCUAAGAGAGAGGGUGGUGCUUAG